GCACUCCUCUACUGCUUCAUCCCCUAGCAUCAUCAUCCAUGGCCUCCACGGCUGAAGUGUUAGUGGCGGUGAAGUCCUCGCCGGACAGGUUCUGGGAAGCCAUCCGCGGCUCCACCGAGCUCUUCCCCAAGGUCUUCCCCGAGCAGUACCAGAGCAUCGAGAUCGUCGAGGGCGAUGGCCGCAGCGCCGGCACCGUCCGCCUGCUAAAAUACGCCCAGGGAGUUCCACUGGUGACGUUCGCCAAGGAGAAGAUCGAGGAGGUGGACGACGCAAGCAAGCAGGUGUCGUACAGCCUGAUCGACGGCGAGCUGGUGAGCUACUACAAGAACUUCAAGGCCAGCCUGAAGGUGGAACCCAACGGCGACGGCAGCCAGGUGAAGUGGUGCAUGGAGUACGAGAAGGCCAACACAGAGGUCCCUGACCCGGACCUCGUCAAGGAGACGGCGACCAAGACCUUCAGUGCCUUGGAUGAGUACCUCGCCAAGAACUAGGAAUGCUAAGAAUGCUAUGGCAGUGAGAAUAAAGCCAAGAACGACAUGCCUGUGUCAUGGCCGUGCUCGGCAAUGGGAUCUUCUGGUGUUGGAAUCA
Messenger RNA from Musa acuminata AAA Group (dessert banana), 588 nucleotides. Its product is annotated as MLP-like protein 423. Gene Ontology annotation, biological process: defense response; abscisic acid-activated signaling pathway. The record is from RefSeq and is a predicted model, not a curated record. NCBI's taxonomy places the organism in Eukaryota, Viridiplantae, Streptophyta, Magnoliopsida, Zingiberales, Musaceae. Bases 39 to 491 code for a protein of 150 amino acids. Gene Ontology annotation, molecular function: protein phosphatase inhibitor activity; abscisic acid binding; signaling receptor activity. The transcript is spliced from 2 exons.